Arabis nemorensis is the source of this 1440-nucleotide messenger RNA. The record is from the annotation of a GenBank genome assembly. NCBI's taxonomy places the organism in Eukaryota, Viridiplantae, Streptophyta, Magnoliopsida, Brassicales, Brassicaceae.
AUGGUUCGACUGAUUCUGACACGUUCUCCGGCGAUUUUCCGAUUGAAUAUUAUUCCCGGAAUCUCUUACCUCGCGACGUCUUCUUUACUACAAAAAAAACAGAGGCAGAAGCUUAAAACCAAAACCCAGACUUUCUCGUUGAUCUCUCCUUCAUCUUCGUCCAAUUUUCAGAGGACGCGUUUCUAUUCUACCGGAGCAAGAAUUUCUUUCUUACCCGAAACCGAAAGUUCGAAAUUUGAUGAUAAUUUGGUUGUUUUAGGCAUUGAAACGAGCUGUGACGACACUGCCGCUGCUGUCGUGAGAGGGAAUGGUGAAAUUCUUAGUCAAGUCAUUUCUUCUCAGGCAGAAUUGCUUGCUCAAUAUGGAGGUGUAGCUCCUAAACAAGCUGAAGAAGCGCAUUCUCGGGUUAUCGAUAAGGUUGUGCAAGACGCACUGGAUAGUGCCAAUAUAACCGAGAAAGAUCUAUCUGCUGUUGCUGUUACCAUUGGACCUGGUUUGAGCCUCUGUCUACGCGUUGGUGUGCGGAAGGCUCGAAGACUUGCUGGUGGCUUCCAUCUUCCAAUCGUCGGGGUGCAUCACAUGGAAGCUCAUGCACUUGUAGCGAGAUUAGUGGAACAAGAAUUAAGUUUUCCUUUCAUGGCCCUGCUUAUAUCAGGAGGGCACAAUAUUAUAGUUCUUGCGCAUAAGCUUGGUCAGUACACACAACUUGGGACUACAGUAGAUGAUGCUAUAGGCGAAGCAUUUGACAAAACAGCAAAAUGGCUCGGCCUUGAUAUGCGCAGAAGUGGUGGACCAGCUGUUGAAGAACUUGCCCUGGAGGGUGAUGCAAAAGCUUUCAAAUUUAAUGUUCCUAUGAAGUUUCAUAAAGAUUGCAAUUUUUCUUAUGCUGGUUUGAAGACACAAGUGAAGCUAGCUAUUGAAGCCAAAGAAAUCGAUGUUAAAUGUCCUGUCUCUUCUGCAACAAGCGAAGACAGAAGAAAGCGAGCUGAUAUUGCUGCUUCUUUCCAGCGAGUAGCUGUCUUGCAUCUGGAGGAAAAGUGUGAGCGAGCAAUAGACUGGGCACUAAAACUCGAGCCUUCUAUAAAACAUAUGGUAGUCUCUGGUGGUGUUGCUUCGAAUCAGUAUGUAAGGCUUCGACUCAAUAACAUUGUCGAAAACAAAAACCUGAAGCUUGUUUGCCCUCCUCCUAGCCUUUGCACAGACAACGGAGUAAUGGUGGCUUGGACUGGUCUCGAGCAUUUUCGUGUAGGAAGAUACGAUCCACCUCCACCUGAAACCGAACCUGAUGAUUUCGUAUAUGAUCUUCGACCGAGAUGGCCUCUUGGAGAAGAGUACGCAGAAGGAAGAAGCGAAGCUCGUUCUUUGAGAACUGCGCGGAUUCACCCGUCACUUACUUCGAUCAUUCGAGCAGAUUCUCUUCAACAACAAACACAAACGUAG